Molecule: messenger RNA, 2445 nt
Organism: Rotaria sp. Silwood1
Lineage: Eukaryota; Metazoa; Rotifera; Eurotatoria; Philodinida; Philodinidae
Source: the annotation of a GenBank genome assembly
AUGUUUCCAACAAGUGCAUAUAAUCCAGCUUCGAUCGGUUUUCCAUUUCCUGGUCAACAACUAGCGACGUCACUUUAUCAAUCUCAAUUUGGUGGUCUGGCUGGAUUUAAUCCUCAAGUUGCAACACAUUUUCAACAAGCUCCACCACCACGUGGUCAAUCUUUACCAGCAUCAGGUCGACAAUAUCCACCACCAACUGGUACUUAUGUGCCACCUCCACCAUCAUCAUCGUCUCGACGUCAAAAACAUAGCCAGUUUCCACCACCAGCUCCAUCUCAAUAUUACGAACGACGUAGCAGACAUGGAUCAAAAAGUAAAAAACAUCAUAAACGACAAAGUCUUUCACCCAGUGCUGUUGGUGAGCAAGGUUUAUACUCUGAUCAUGAACAACAACGUCAUGAACAAUCACAAGAACAACAAGUACAUAGUCGAAGUCAAUCACCUGCAUUGGCUACUCAUUCGAAACAACAAGGAACUAGUGUUAGUGAGCAACAACAACAAUCUGAACUUGUUGAAGGUAUCCAUGGUGGUGCAACACAAGGAGGAGUAGCUAGAUCCGAAGAAGCACAAGCUGAUAUAGAAAGUGACAAACGAAAAUCAAGUUCAAAGAAAAAAAGACAUCAUCGUCGAGAUCAUCAUGGUAAUUAUAAUAUUCCACCACCUCAAGGUGUGCCACUUGAUACUAAUCUUUAUCAACAACCAUAUCAACCACAACACUAUACUCAACACCAACCUUACGUUGGAGAAUAUCACAGUGAAUUACCUCCACAAUUAAAGGUUCAUCGUCAACCACUUUACACUGGUUAUAAUCAAGCUUAUGAAGAAUCUAUUCGACGUGGUGAUGUUUCUCGUAAAUAUGCAAAACGUUCAACACGUUUACCACCUGAAGUUAAACAACAAUUAUUUCCUCAUGAAGAUGAUCAAUCAAAUCAACCUCCACCAGCGCAAAAACAACAACAACAACAACAACAACCAUAUCCAUUUGGUCCUACUAAUUCCGGAUAUCCUCAACAACCAUUCGGUAGUAUUCGCCCACCAUUUAAUCCAUACCAACCCUAUGGUGCUUCACAAGUUCAACCAAGUUAUUAUGGUUCCACACCUGGUUCUGCACCUUUCAAUGCUUUGCAACCAUGGUCAAAUAUAGGUGCUAUUCAUGGUUCAAGUGAACAAGAAGUUCAACAUUUACGUCAACGUAUUCGUACAUUAGAAGGUGAAAUAUAUAAAUUACAACGAAAACUUAAUAAGACAACAUUAAAUAAAACUGAAGCAACACGAGAGCAAGAUAAUCAUUAUCAAGAUGAAACAAUUCGUUCUCAUCGUCGAUCAAAACAUCAUAGUAGUGGAUCACCAAGACAAACACCAGUUAUUGUUGAAUUAAAUCAUGCUACAGGUGAAGCUAUUCAUGAUUCUUCAUCAAAAAAGCAUCGACAUCGUACAUCUAGUACUAUGAGUUCACAACAUGAACACCAACAUUUUCAACAAGAUUCAGCAACUGGUAUAACAUCUAAUCAAAAUCAAAAUCAACCAAUAUCAGACGCACAUCAGCUUUCACAAAUCGAUGGUCGUCAAACGUUUGAAGUAGAACAUAGAUCUUCAACAUCAACAGAUAUACGUGAAGAAACACCUGCACAAUUAGUACAUGAAGCUGCAGCUCAUGUUAGUAAUCGUCAAGGAUUUGUUGGUGUUCCACUUCAACAACAAGCGCCUGCAACUGUACCAGCACCAACACAAGCUUCAGUACCAGCUCCAGCUCCAGUACCAGUACCUAUACCAGCACCACCUCCGCCUGUUUCACAAGUAGGACGAACACAAUUAUCCAGUCAACAACAACAACAACAACAAUUUUUAUAUCAACAAGGUGUCUUACCACCUCAAGGACAACAAAUUCGUGGUCCACCACCACGUUUCCCAGCUGCUGGUAAUGUUGUUUAUCCAAGCGAUCCAUAUCAACAACAACAAUUCGUUAAUCCUCAUCAACGUGUCUUACCUAAUCAAAAUUAUAAUCAAUCAAAUAAUAAUGAAUUAUAUGAUAAUGAUGAUGACGAAGAUAAUGAGGAACGUCGUCAACAAGAUAAACAAAAUCGUUCAGCAGAAAAAAUUCUUGAUGCAUUUGAACGUUUUUAUAUAAAUCGUGGUAAACCAACAACAGUUCCAAUGAAAGUUAAAUAUAUUCCAGAAGAUAACAAUAGUAAUCGAAAAUAUUCCAAUCAUUAUCAUCAACGAAAUACAAAUAAUAAUAAUCGAUAUCGUUCAACAAGUCGACAAAGUCACAUUAGUAGUGCAUCAUCGGAAUCUAUUUAUUCCAAUUCACCAUCUUUUUCACGUCGUUCAUUAUAUGAUAAUAAUCAUCGAAAAUCGGUAAAUAAAAUGUCUUUUUGUUCAUAUAAGGUUCAUUUUACACUUACAUUAGAACCUAUCGUGCUGUUCUUGAAUUCGAUUGAGUGA